AAUUUAAAUUUUGACGAGUGGAAUGUUUACGGUUUAUGCUCUGGGUGGUCAAUUAAAUGGUUUGAGUCUGACAGUGUUUGUGUGCAUGAAUCUAUUUCUAUUUGUUUGAAUCAUUGAAGGUGUGCCACGUGUAUUGAAUCAUGGCUUUCACAAGUUUUUGCGAGAACGGCAAGCGUUUGGACGAAGAUGUCGCGUACAAUCACGGUCUACCAAGAUGUUUGUUUGAAACUGUUUCUUCGGUUUUGUUGCUCCUUGUCGUCGUUUUCGCCUGUCUACCACAACUCGUCCGGAUGGCUUACUCGCGACAAAUGAAAAGAAGACGCUAUGGGAACAUUCAAGAUUUUGAACAAUCAGUGGAGUCCCCGGCUAACGAUCUUUUGUUCAAUACGGACAAGACAAAUUCGGACUCAGUGACGUUUGUCGAUGAUCCCGCUAGUUUUAUUUACGGCGAGAAUUAUCGAACAUCAUUUUGGUAUACGUGCCAGCUGUUUUUUCAUAUUUGUCAAAUUUUGUUGCCCUUGGUGGAUCUCAUCGCGACAGGCUCAGUGGAUUCAUCUCGUCUACAAGGUGUGACAUUGCUCUGUGACAUCCUGUCAUCACUGACUUGGUUUAUGGCAUAUUUCGACAUAAUGUUCGAAACGCAAUCUCGAAACGUUGCUCAAAUCUCUAGAUAUUCUACGCCAUUGCUUCUGUACUGGUCGUUGAUGUUCUUUAAGAACAAUCUCGUGCUGUUGUCGUGGAACAACGACGAUUGGUGGUUUCAAAGACAUAACACGGUUGACCUAACGCAGUUCAUUUUGUUUUGGAUUCGUUAUUCGCUCUCGGGUUUUCUUUUUCUUCUCGGCAUCAAAGCGCCCGGAUUGUACCAUAAGCCGCCCCAUUUGGUGCCGGCCGAUGACGAUAUCCUUAGAGGCACCCAACGAAUUUUGUCAAAAAACGAAGCAUUAGACAGCGCAGAGGAAGGUCAAACAUCCACAUUCAAAGGUUUCUGGAAGAAGGUGAAGCUGAUCUGGCCAUUCCUGUGGCCAAAUCGUCGGCUUCUUCAGAUUCGAGUUUUAGUGUGUUUUACCCUAUUGGCUGGUGGACGGGUCAUCAAUCUUUUUAUCCCAAUCAUAUACCGUGAAAUAGUUAACUACCUGACUCCGGGCAAAGAUGGUUUGGAAGGAAAAUCAAAUCCCAUUCAUUUAAUUGUUCUCUACAUAUCUUUAAGAUUCUUACAAGGAGGUGGAACAGGUGCCUUGGGAAUGAUUACAAAUUUGCGAUCGUUUAUUUGGAUCAGAGUGCAACAGUAUACGAGUCGUGCUGUUCAAGUAAGAUUGUUUGCACACUUGCACAGUUUGUCGUUACGGUGGCAUUUGGAGAAAACAGGCGAGGUUAUAAGAAUCGUGGACCGUGGAAAUACUAGUAUCAAUGCGUUAUUAAGUUAUUUGUUGUUCAACAUCCUUCCCGUAUUUGUUGACAUAGCAAUCGCCAUAGUUUUUUUCAUUUUGGCCUUCAACAUAUAUUUCGGAUUGGUCGUUUUGGUCACGAUGGGAUUAUACCUAGGUUUGACGAUUGCAAUCACUGAAUGGCGUACAAAAUACAGAAGACAGAUGAAUCUCAAGGAUAAUUUGACAAAAGCAAAGGCAGUUGAUUCAUUGCUAAACUUUGAAACGGUGAAAUACUAUAAUGCCGAGGAUUAUGAAGUUGAUCGUUAUAAUUCUGCCAUCGAAGAUUAUCAGACAUGUGAAUGGGAAUCGCUAGCGAGUCUUAAUGUUCUCAAUAUCGUCCAGAAUCUCAUUGUUACUGCAGGACUUUUGACCGGAACUAUUUAUUGUGGUCACUUGGUCAUUAAUGGAACAUUUCAGGUUGGAGAUUUCGUUCUCUUUAUCACCUAUAUAGUUCAACUUUAUCAGCCACUGAACUUUUUUGGCACCUACUACAGAUUCAUACAACAGGCGUUCAUCGACAUGGAAAACGUAUUUGAUUUAAUGAAAGAACAUGCAGAAAUACAAGAUGUACCGAAUGCUCCUCCUCUCCUAGUGGACGGUGGUGAAAUUAAAUUUGAGAAUGUUCAUUUCUCUUACCAAACUGGAAAAGAAAUUUUGAAGGGUGUGUCAUUUCUUGUUAAACCUGGCGAAACACUUGCGUUGGUUGGCCCGUCAGGCAGUGGCAAAAGUACCAUUAUUAGACUGCUCUUUCGAUUCUACGAUGUUGAUUCGGGUUCCAUAAGCAUUGACGAUCAGGACAUCAGCAAGGUGUCCCAGAAUUCUUUGCGUCAACACAUUGGGGUUGUUCCGCAAGACACGGUCUUGUUCAAUGAUGAUAUACGAUACAACAUACGUUACGGCAGAGUCGAUGCAGGAGACCUAGAGGUUGAAGAGGCCGCUGAUUCUGCCGACAUCCACCAACGUAUUCUGACAUUUCCGAACCGUUAUGACACUUUGGUUGGCGAGCGAGGUUUGAAAAUAAGCGGUGGAGAAAAACAGCGCGUUGCCAUUGCCCGAACUUUGUUGAAAAAUCCACCUCUCGUACUUUUGGAUGAGGCUACCUCAGCGUUGGAUACACAAACCGAGAGGAAUAUACAAGCAUCGUUGAAUAAUGUCACUUCAAAUCGUACCACAAUUGUUGUUGCUCACAGGCUGUCCACUAUUGUUAAUGCUGAUCUCAUUUUGGUGUUGAAAGAUGGAGAAGUAGUAGAGAGAGGAAAACACCAGGAACUGCUUGACCAUCAAGGCGUAUAUGCGAACAUGUGGCAGCAACAGGCGGCGGAGAUCGAAGAUGAAUAGAGUUCGCUGACGCGGCUCCUAUUUUGUGUGUUUCUUUUUCGUAAAUUGUAUUUGGAGGUGGAUUUAUAAUUGUACAGGACUUACGGCUGGGUAUAACUCAUGUUUUUUACGGUAUAGAAUCCAUGCGUCCAAAUGCUUUAACAAAUUGAUAAAGAAUAGCGGUUGUUUUUGUGCUUGAUUUUUUUACGAGCAACCGUUCGAUGGGUCGUGCCAGGCCUCUAAGUGACGAGUGCCAGGCAGCUAAGUCACGAAUUUUUUACUGUUUAUUUUUUUCUAAGUUUUUUGCAAAAAUAAUUCGCCGCAAUAUAUUACAAGCUCGCAAUAUAUUUAAACCGCUCCAAAACGAAAGAAAAAGAAAUAAUUUGCCUUUAUUUUAUUUUGUUUUAACUUGUUUUGUUUUAUUUUAUUUUAUUUUAUUGAGCAAAAGCUUUUAAAGAGCUACGUGGCCGCAUGAAAACGGCCUACGUUCGUUAAACUGAAGGAGGUCUCAAAAUGAGGAAAUAAACAAGCAGGUGUACAGUUCAGGAAUGGUUAACUGGCGAAUGUAACGUAGUUGCAUUACCUUUUCAUGAAAUAUUUUGCGGUUACUCUUUUGCUACUUAAAUGCUUAAUUAAAUGGUUGCCUAAAUUUUCGUCCCCAAGACAACUGACGUAGACAAUUGAGUUUUAUAUCGCACACAGCGUUGUUUUAUUAAUGCUGAAUGAAACAGCUUUGAUUGUCUUGUACAACUGUCUUUGAGAACUGUUUAGAUGAAAUCUAUGGGCUUUUAUUUUGCUUUGAGUAUGGUCAAGUGUCAUCUUGGGAUGGGGUUUUUCGCGAAAACUCCAAGUUUUCCAUUAGAAAUGAAAUGAAAUGAAACAAAAUAAAAUUAUUUCAAAGACUUUUA
This is a messenger RNA of Xenia sp. Carnegie-2017, 3655 nucleotides long. RefSeq names its product ATP-binding cassette sub-family B member 6-like. Gene Ontology annotation, molecular function: heme binding; ATP binding; ATP hydrolysis activity. Gene Ontology annotation, biological process: heme transport; transmembrane transport. Lineage: Eukaryota; Metazoa; Cnidaria; Anthozoa; Malacalcyonacea; Xeniidae. The record is from RefSeq and is a predicted model, not a curated record. Gene Ontology annotation, cellular component: membrane.